AUGACGCAGGCCAUUGCGAACGGCCGGAACGGCCAGAACGGCUACCACGUGGACACCGAGCCCGAAAGUUCUAGCAUCAGUGCCAGCAGCAGCAACGCCAGCGAAUACGGCGUCGAAGGCACAAACGGGAUCACCAACGGCACAGGAAACCUCACGCUCAACGGGAAUGGGAACGGGAAUAUCAGAGAUCGCAUGCAACGCAAAAAGUCCAGCCCAAUGAUGCCUAGUUUUAUGGUUUCGGCGCCGGGAAAGGUGAUUGUGUUUGGUGAACAUGCGGUUGUGCACGGCAAGGCGGCGAUCGCGGCUUCAAUCGCUUUGCGCUCCUACCUCCUCGUAACAUCGCUCUCCAAGUCGAGAAAGACUGUCACACUCAAGUUCCCAGAUAUCGACUUUGACCACUCGUGGAGGAUUGACGAACUGCCCUGGGCCAUCUUCCAGCAGCCGUCGAAAAAGAAGUACUACUACAGUCUCGUCACCGAAAUCGACCAGGAGCUCGUCGCCGCCAUCCAGCCAUACCUCGCCGAUGUCUCGCCGGAUAAGCCGGCGGAUGUUCGCAAAGUUCACCAGAACUCGGCCGGUUCUUUCUUGUACAUGUUCUUGUCCCUUGGAUCACAGUCGUUCCCCGCCUGCCAGUACACAUUGCGCUCCACGAUUCCAAUAGGCGCAGGACUCGGAAGCAGCGCCACUAUUGCUGUGUGUCUCUCGGCAGCCCUGUUGCUUCAGCUUAGGACACUUUCUGGGCCCCAUCCGGAUCAACCGCCUGAGGAGGCCCGCAUGCAGAUUGAGCGCAUCAACCGAUGGGCGUACGUCUACGAGAUGUUCAUCCACGGCAACCCCUCCGGUGUGGACAACACCGUCUCCACACAGGGCAAGGCCGUCAUGUUCCAGAGAACGGAUUACAGCAAGGCACCUGAUGUAAAACCACUUUGGGAUUUCCCCGAGUUGCCACUCCUUUUGGUCGACACCAGGACGCCGAAAUCCACGGCGCAUGAGGUGGCCAAGGUGGGGAGGUUGAAGGACACUCACCCGAAGCUUGUUGGCAGCAUUCUUGAUGCCAUUGACAAGGUCACGCAAACAUCGGCUGAGCUCAUUGCCGAGGACGAUUUCUCCACGGAGAAGGAGGACAGCCUUCGCCGUGUGGGCGAGCUGAUGAACAUCAACCACGGUUUGCUGGUCUCACUUGGCGUCUCACACCCCAGACUCGAACGUGUCCGCGAGCUGGUAGACCACCAAGGGAUAGGCUGGACGAAACUAACCGGUGCCGGUGGUGGUGGUUGCUCGAUUACUCUCCUAAAACCCGGGGUUCCUAGAGAGAAACUCGCUAGGUUAGAGGAGCAGCUUGACGAGGAGGGCUACCAAAGAUUUGAGACUACGCUUGGUGGUGACGGCGUGGGUGUUUUGUGGCCUGCGGUUCUAAAAAACGGCACGGUGGAGGAUGAGGAGGGUGGUAUGGAGAUUGAUCAGGAAAAGUUCCUCAAUGCGCAGGGGAAUGAUGGUGUGGAGAGGCUGGUGGGUGUGCAUGGUGGCAUGCCUGGGGAGAGGGAAGGGUGGAAGUUUUGGAGAGUGGAAAGUAACCCGGAUAUCUAG
Podospora anserina S mat+ is the source of this 1587-nucleotide messenger RNA. RefSeq lists its product as uncharacterized. Lineage: Eukaryota; Fungi; Ascomycota; Sordariomycetes; Sordariales; Podosporaceae. Gene Ontology annotation, molecular function: ATP binding; mevalonate kinase activity. The coding region runs from base 1 to 1587 and encodes 528 amino acids. Gene Ontology annotation, biological process: isoprenoid biosynthetic process; ergosterol biosynthetic process. The transcript is spliced from 2 exons. The record is from RefSeq and is a predicted model, not a curated record. Gene Ontology annotation, cellular component: cytoplasm.